AAUUUCUCACGCAAAUCUCUCUCUCAAGCCAAAUUACAUUUCUUAGCGCGAGGGUUUUUACACAACUGCUUCUUCUCUCUCGCUCUGACUCUUAUUUAUGAAGCUCUCCAGCUCGCAGCAGCAUCGCCUUCGAAUUCUGGGUCGGAUCUCCGAUUAGGGCAGUUCGAAUGAGAUGGCAUCUUCACAUAAUGUUGAGUUGGAGGCAGCCAAGUUUCUCCACAAACUCAUUCAAGAUUCUAAAGAUGAGCCUGCCAAACUUGCUACGAAGCUUUAUGUGAUACUACAACACAUGAAGUCAAGUGGGAAGGAACAUUCCAUGCCAUAUCAAGUGAUAUCAAGGGCCAUGGAGACUGUUAUUAAUCAGCAUGGUCUUGAUAUUGAAGCUUUGAAGUCCUCACGCCUUCCUAUGUCUGGUGGAACUCAAACAGCUUCUUCUCAUGCUGUUGCCGUUGCAAAAGAUUCCAAAGCAGGCUUGGCUGAAAAUGAGAUAUCUAAUAUGGACAAGUUUUCUUUAAGUGGACCACCUGUUGGCCCUAGCAGUACAGGAAAUGAUUAUUAUCAAGGAUCCGCAACUCAUCGGAGUAGUCAAUCUUUUGAUCAUGAAAGUCCAUCUAGUUUAGACUCUAGGUCUGCCAAUUCACAGUCACAAGAAAGGCGUGAUACAAACAAACAGGUGAAUCGAAAGGAUGGUAAAAAACCCACCACUAAGAGGAAGAGGGGAGAUACAUCCAUGCCUAUGGAACCGCAUCCUGAAAACCCUCAACAUCUUGAUACAGGAAAUGCUGCAGUUAAUACAAGGAAGGGAAAGACAAACAAGGUCGAACCACCUGCUGGUUUCUCAAGUAAAGGUGGUGAAACUGCUAGUUUUAAUAUUGGUCUGGGUGGUGGUCAAAUGGAACAUUUUACAUCGUUCUCUGGAAGUAUGAGACCACUGCUCAGAGCCAAGCAAGAAGGUCAACCUUCAGAAAAGCAGUUGGAUGUGACAAAUACUACCAAUUCGAUGUCUCGGGCUCUAAGUUCAAAUCACCCUGAAGAAAUGGAAGUUUCCUCUACUCAUAAUGCUUUAACAAAGCAGCAAGCCACUUCCAUACCUCCUAUACAUGACACUAUGGGCAUAUGGAAUCAAAGUAAAGCUGGCUUUCCAUUUGAAAAAUCUCAAGUUCCCAGAUUUUCUUCUAAUGUUGCCAUUCCAGGUAAUAUGUCAGCAGACAUUCCAAUGCAGCAGUCAACGUCUCCAUCACCUGGAUCAAGCUCUUUUGGCAAGAUUCAAGGAGGCGUGCCAGUUGCAUCUGGUUCAUACCAAGUAGCAGAACCUGGAUUCUCAAGUCCAAUCAAUUACAGCAGCACAUUGGCCUCGACUGGAAAGGUCUCUGAGCAUGAUGGAGGAAAUACUAAUAUAUUAGCGGAUGGAAAUAAGACAUCUCAGGCUGGAAGGCAAAAUAGUGCAGUAGAAAUGAGUAUGCUGAGAAGUGCAGCUCUGAGAGAUACUGGUAAAUCCCCAGUUCACUUGGCUUCUGGAUCUCCUGGCAUGCCUUUCCAGGAACAGCAGUUGAAGCAGCUCAGAGCACAGUGCCUUGUCUUUUUAGCCUUCAGAAAUGGUUUGAUGCCAAAGAAACUACAUCUUGAAAUUGCACUCGGUAACAUUUUCCCUAAAGAAGGUGGCAAUACAGAUGGAUCUCGUAAGGAGUUCAUUGACCAUAAAGGAAAAGCGCAGUUUUCAAAUGAGCCAAAUAUCAUUUCUGAUGCUACUACACCAUAUGGAAGACUUAGCAAUGAGAGGGAAACUGAUAAAAUGCUGCCCGGUGCCUUGUCCACCGGAAAGUUCCCUGAGACUGACUCUUUGUUCAUAGAAACUGAGAACCCGAAAAUGGAAGAAAAAAAUGGCCCACCUCCAGAUCACUUUGUACUUGCAGAAGAAAGAAACCAUCUUAUUGGUUUACAGAAACCAGAAUCUGAAAUACAGACCCAUGAGACCACAAUCUCGCCAGCAUGUUUAACCAUUUCAUCACAGCAUCCUGAAUCUUCAGGUGCAAGGAGUGGUUCAACUGUCAGUAAUCCUUUGGACAAUAUGGAAAAUGGACAUUUGCAACUUGGAAGGGUCCCAAAUCUUAGCAGCAGCAAUGUCAUGGGGAAUCAGUAUACAGGUAAUCACCCGGCUUCUUUUUCACUCAGAGAUUCUUGGAAACCGAUUUCUGGAAUUGGAAAUGAUCAUCACACAGCAGGUGCAUCAAAGGAUGCUCAUAUCCUACCGAAACAUUUAUCUCAGGGACAAGCAAAGAACGGUAACCAUGCUGAUUUGCCACCUUCACCAAAGUACACUAUGUCAGAAAAGUGGAUUAUGGAUAAGCAGAAAAAGAAGCUUUUGGAUGAACAAACUUGGAUUCUAAAACAGCAAAAAGCGAAGCGAAAAAUUGCGACAUGUUUCCACAAAUUAAAGGAAAAUGUGAGCUCUUCUGAAGAUAUAUCUGCAAAAACCAAAAGCGUCAUAGAACUGAAAAAACUACAACUCUUGGAGCUGCAAUGCCGUCUCCGAAGUGAAUUCUUGGGUGAUUUCUUCAAACCAAUCAAUACUGAAAUGGAUAACUUGAGAAGUUGUAAGAAAUAUAGACAUGGUAGGAGGAUAAAACAACUUGAAAAGUUUGAGCAAAAGAUGAAGGAAGAGCGACAAAAGAGAAUUCGGGAGAGGCAAAAGGAGUUCUUUGGUGAAAUUGAGGUUCACAAGGAAAGACUGGACGAUGUGUUUAAACUUAAGAGAGAACGCUGGAAGGUUUUCAAUAAAUAUGUGAAGGAGUUCCACAAAAGGAAGGAACGUAUCCAUCGUGAGAAGAUUGAUAGGAUCCAACGUGAAAAGAUAAAUUUAUUGAAGAUCAAUGACGUGGAGGGAUAUCUGCGAAUGGUGCAGGAUGCCAAAUCUGACCGUGUUAAGCAACUUCUCAAAGAGACUGAGAAAUAUCUUCAAAAGCUCGGUUCCAAACUACGAGAUGCAAAGGCUUUGGCAAGCCGAUUUGAGCAUGAUGUGGAUGAAAGUGGAACUGCAAGUGUAGUGGAGAAGAGUGAGCCUACUUUUGAAAAUGAAGAUGAAAGUGACCAGGCUAAGCAUUACAUGGAGAGCAAUGAGAAGUACUAUUUGAUGGCUCAUAGUAUAAAAGAGACUGUUGCUCAGCAGCCAUCUAUUCUUACUGGUGGAAAAUUGAGAGAGUAUCAAAUGAAUGGCUUAAGGUGGUUGGUAUCACUAUACAACAAUCAUUUGAAUGGUAUUCUGGCUGAUGAAAUGGGCCUAGGUAAAACUGUUCAGGUAAUUUCAUUAAUUUGUUACCUGAUGGAAACAAAAAAUGAUCGAGGACCAUUCCUAGUGGUUGUGCCAUCUUCAGUUUUACCUGGAUGGGAGUCAGAAAUUAACUUUUGGGCCCCUAGUAUUCUUGGAAUUGUCUAUGCUGGCACCCCUGAGGAGAGACGUAGGCUAUUCAAGGAAAGGAUAGUUCAACAGAAAUUUAAUGUCCUCCUUACGACAUAUGAGUAUCUGAUGAAUAAGCAUGACAGACCAAAACUAAGCAAAAUACACUGGCAUUAUAUAAUAAUUGAUGAAGGUCACCGGAUAAAGAAUGCUUCCUGCAAGUUAAAUGCCGAGCUUAAGCAUUAUCAGAGCUCUCACAGAUUGCUGUUAACUGGAACUCCAUUACAGAAUAAUCUCGAGGAGUUGUGGGCGCUACUAAACUUCUUGUUGCCUAAUAUUUUUAAUUCGUCAGACGAUUUUUCUCAGUGGUUCAACAAACCAUUUGAAAGUGGUGGUGAUAACUCAGCUGAACAAGCCUUGCUGUCUGAGGAAGAAAAUCUAUUGAUCAUAAACCGUCUUCAUCAAGUACUUCGACCAUUUGUCCUCCGGAGGCUGAAGCAUAAGGUUGAGAAUGAACUACCCGAAAAGAUUGAGAGACUUGUAAGAUGUGAGGCUUCUGCUUAUCAGAAGCUUCUAAUGAAGAGGGUAGAAGACAAUUUGGGUACAAUUGGAAAUUCUAAGGCGCGGUCAGUGCACAACUCUGUUAUGGAGCUUCGCAAUAUAUGUAAUCAUCCAUAUCUCAGCCAGCUUCAUGCAGAGGAGGUUGAUAACUUAAUACCAAAGCAUUAUCUUCCCCCAGUCAUAAGGCUUUGUGGGAAGCUUGAGAUGCUAGAUCGACUACUUCCCAAGCUAAAAGCCACAGAUCAUAGGGUUCUUUUCUUUUCGACAAUGACUAGGCUACUUGAUGUUAUGGAGGAAUAUCUUAACAUUAAGCAAUAUCAGUACCUUAGGUUGGAUGGACACACAUCUGGGGGUGAUCGUGGUGCCCUAAUUGAUACGUUCAACAAACCGGAUUCUCCCUAUUUUAUAUUUCUUCUUAGCAUUCGGGCUGGUGGCGUUGGAGUAAAUCUUCAAGCUGCAGAUACAGUAAUCAUAUUUGACACUGAUUGGAAUCCACAGGUUGAUUUGCAAGCACAGGCAAGGGCUCACAGAAUCGGCCAGAAGAGGGAAGUCCUUGUUCUUCGGUUUGAAACGGUUCAAACCGUUGAAGAACAAGUCAGAGCUGCAGCUGAGCACAAGCUGGGAGUUGCGAAUCAGAGCAUUACUGCUGGUUUCUUUGACAACAAUACAAGUGCUGAAGACCGAAGAGAAUAUUUGGAGUCCCUUUUGCGUGAGUGUAAGAAAGAAGAAGCUGCACCUGUAUUAGAUGAUGAUGCCUUAAAUGAUCUUUUAGCUCGCAGUGAGCCAGAAAUUGAUGUUUUUGAAUCAGUUGACAGAAGAAGGCGAGAAGAAGAGAUGGCAACAUGGAGAAAGUUGGUAUGUGUAAAAAGCAUGGAUAGUUCGGAGACUCUACCUCCCUUGCCUUCUCGCCUUGUUACAGAUGAUGACUUGAAGGAGUUCUGCGAAGCAAUGAAGGUAUAUGAGGUUCCAAAAACUGGUGAAAGGUCUAAUGAUGGGUUAAAGCGGAAGGGUGGAUCUCUCGGGGGCCUUGAUACUCAACGUUAUGGCCGGGGAAAACGGGCAAGAGAGGUGCGUUCAUAUGAAGAGCAAUGGACAGAAGAGGAAUUUGAAAAGUUAUGUCAAGCCGAAUCACUGGAUUCCCCUACAAAACCAAAAGAAGAAGCUACUGAGACAAACAUGCCAAAAGAUGACAGUGGGUCUGUGGUGGCUGUUUGUGAAACAGAACUUCCUGCUCCACUCCCACCACACAUAUUGUCACCCUCAGUGGAGCUUUCCCAGAUGCCGCAAAGUAAAGAGGUUACCCCACCAGUUAAACGAGGCCGUGGAAGGCCAAAAAGAGCAACAUUAAAUCAAUCACCAGCUGCAAUGGUUCUUACAGCACCUUCUGGAACUAUUAAAGUGGAUAUUGGGUUGCAAAGAGGGAUGACAUCUAGCCCUGCCACAAACUCGGGCCCUGAUUCAACACCUACUUCUGCUAAUGCACAGAAUAUUGGUGGAAUUGUACAACAUACUAGUAUUGUGGCCUCACCUAAUUCUCAGGCAAUUGCUCCUAAACCUUCUGUUACUCCUGAUUCUCAGACGGCCGCUAUUAGCCCUUCUCCAUCAACACAGUCAAGAGGAAGAGGUCGGAAGGCUCAAAGUGGACCAGAAGUACCCAGGCGUAGGGGAAGGAAACAGGCGCCAAUAUCACCUGGUGUUGGUGGAGUAUCUGGUCUUGAUCCAAAACAAAAUGAAGCAUCACAGAACAUAUCUGUGAAUCCACUAGAAAAUCAAGCCCUUGGCAUGAGUGGAACUGUUUCUAGUACUUCCGCAGUCCAACAACCUGAGUCUUUUUCUGGAUCUGCUCCUUUACAAGGUCUGAAUGGGGCUGAUCAUCAACUUGGUGAUGUUGUAGCUUUGAGUUCUCAGCCAGCCCUUUCUUCUCCGUCUGUUGCUUCUUUGUCUCAGUCUUCUCCUUCCCCUUCUGUUCCCGAGCAAAUGAAAGGGCAAGAUCGGAAGGUUCAAGGUGGCGUAGGGGCACUGCGACGUAGGGGAAAGAAACAGGCGCCAAUAUCGCCUGCUGUUACUGAUGUGUUAGGUGGUCAAGAUUUGAAACCCAAUCUGCAACCACAGGAUAAACCUGGGGAUUCAUCUGGAAGCAAAGACAUUGCCAUGCAAAGUAAGCAAGAGGCUGAUGGUUUAGCUGGUCAGGAUCUGAACUUAACCGAAGAGUCAGUAAAUUUGGCCCAAUCCAAGCAGAUAACAAGCUCAACAAUGAUGCAUGAUACAUCUGUCAGAUCCCUUGGUCCUGCUUUGGGAGAAAGUCAAAAUGUUGUCGCAUGCAAUUCUGCUGUUACAGUGAAUGAAGGUGCUGCAGCACCGGCUAUUCCAACUCCCUUAACUGCACCUCCAUGUACUCCUUUAAUUGAAUCCUUUCCCAAUUCAACUGCCGUGGAAAACACCGGUGAGGCGAAAUAUGAUGUUGCUAAGACUGCUCCUAGCUCUCAGUCAAUGCCUUCCAAUCCUUCUGCUCGUCUAGCUUCUCGAUCUCUCACUCCUUGCUCUUCUGAAACAGUACAAGUCAAAAGACAAGGUCGAAAGACUUCAAACAGAGCCGAAGCACCUCGUCGUAGGGGAAGGAAGCAGGCUCCGGUGUUACCAUCUGUUUCUGAUGGUCCAGCCAGUCAGAAUCCAAACUUAAGUUUACAAUCACAGAAUGCAUCUGCUGAUACAUAUGGGAGUAAGUCUGCUGCACUGAGAGGUAAGCAAGGUACUGAUGGACAGGAGUUGACAAAUGUUACUCAAGACCAGGCAAGUCAAGCACAUUUAGUGGGUCAUGAUCCAAAGAGAAAAGAGCAGCCAGUCUUUUCAACCCACAAUAAGCAGCCUGCAAAUUCAUCGUCAACGCCUGACGUUCCUCCAGGAUUCCCUGAUAAGAGUUCUGCUUUGGGCCGUAUCCAGACUGCUGAUGUAAGUGAUGUUGCUCGUGUGAUGAAGGAGGUCUUUUCUGGAACACGUUUGUCAAAACCUAAAAUUCCCGAGUCAUCUGUGAGAGAGGGUAAGGUUGUCCCUUGUGUACCUGUAUCAAGCAAGGCUCCUGUGGAAUUAGCCAAAAACCAAUGUUUGGAGGAUAAGGCAUCUCCCACUGUGUCAACUUUGGAAACCGCAGCCCAUCUACUUGACCUCCCAGCGAAUUACGAAAAGCAAUCUAGGACUGGUGUUAGUGCAGAAGGGGAGAGGGACAAACCACCUGCUUUGAAUGAAACCCAUGUUCCCAUCACAAAUAUGGACCAAGACUCAACAGCUGUAGGUUCCACUAAAGAAAUGGAAGACUCAAAACAACUCUGUGUUGAUGGUUCAACUAUGGUGAGUAAAACAGAGACUGUUGUUCAGACAUUGUAUCGAGAUGUUGAUGUGCCUGCUUCUAGUAUUGGGUCCUCUGGGGGUGAGAUGAAUUCAUCUUUGGUAUUUGAAAGUAAUAUUGAGCAUCCUCAGGUGAUUGGGAGUGAUUCCGGAAAGAAAAUUGAAUCUUUUUCAGGAGAUUCUCAUAAAUCCUCGUCUGUUGAGCACCCUUCAAUUUCCAAGGACACUGAGAAUGCUAGUCUUCAUCUUGUUGUUACACCUCCUGUUCCUGGGGUCCCAGUUGAGUCAAGUGAGGUAGGCCUUCCUGCUGUGGUUGAUUCUGAAAACAAAAUAGGGAGUUAUGCUAAAGAGAAUCCAACAUCUCCUUGUAUUACCAAGGAUGCUGGCCAUCAUUCUGAAGACCCUUCACCUAUUACUUCAAGUCCAGAUCAUUUAGUUGUUGCUCCUGGUAUUACUGAAAUGACUGACAUAAAUUCAGCAGACAAAUCGGAGCAUUCUUCAAAAGAGUCCCAAGAAUCUUCCCCUCAUGAUAGAAAAACCAUUCUAUUCAUGUCAUCUGAAAAUGUUUGUCCUGGAGAAAGUGCACCCUUGUCUGUGGGUUUAGAGGAUGUAGUGCCUCCUGUUAGGGCUGAAGAUGACCCUGGAAGAAAGAAUAAGCCUGCUUCAGAAGGUUGCGCACAAAACUCUCCUCUGAGCCAUGGUAAUUCCACAAUUAUUCUGGCAAUGCUAAAUCUUGAUUCUAGUGGGGGUUCUCUUGACAAAGUUGACAUGCCUUUUACAGAAUCUGAAGAUGUUAAUCGUUCUGGUGAAGGUGUUUGUUUAAAUUCAGAAAUUUCAUCCAAGAUUGAUGAUUCUGAAGCUUCUCAUGAAUCAAGUGGUGGCGAUUUAGGGCGUAAUACCACUUUGCAUGUAAUUCCUUCUGAAAAGGGCAUCUUGGAACUUGGAACCGAAAUGAUUGGGGAUGGUAGUAUUGAUGUUUGCGAUAUGGAAGUGGACCCUGCUGAGGGUGAUCACAUGGAUAUUUCUCAUGCUGGUAGUUGUCCACCUGAAAAAGUAUUGGACAUGGUUUUACCCUCAUCUUCAUUGGUAGUGGUGGGAGAAAUUCAUGAAUCAUCUGAUAGAGCUCAAGUUGGUAGCUAUAAGGCACAGGAGAACCCAAAAGUUUCUAGUCCUGCCUUGGUUGUUUCUCAGGAUGUUAUAUUUGUAUCAGAAGAUAAAUCAAAAGUCUUGCCGUCAUCUUCUGUAGGGGAAGCGGAAACAGUGGAGGGCUCAUCUGUGAGACGCCAAAGUAGCAGCUCACAAUCUCUAGUGGAACAGAAUCACGCUGUCACUGAAAUGGAUGUUAAAUCGCCACAACAUAUCUCUGAAAAAAUUGAUCUUUCUUCAUCUUUAAACACAGGGGAAGAAAAGAUUGAGGGUUCAUCUGAGAAGAGGCCAAGUUGCAGCUCAGUACUACCGGAAGACACAAAAGGUUCUGAAGCUUUAACAGUUGUUCAGAUGGAUUUCUCUCAGGUUCAUGGAACUGUGCAAGAGAAUAUUGUAUCAGAAGUUUCUAGAGCCAAAAGAGAUGCUCUAAAUGAUUCAUCUCAGAUUGAUGGGAAUCUACCGGAAAUGAGUGUGACUGGAAACUUAGAUUCUCCUCUAUCUUUAGUGACAGAGGAAGGAAAUACUGGUAUAUCUGGAAAGUUUCCAGUCGGCGGUCCAGUACCAGUGGAAGAAGAAAAGAUUGAUGGAACAUCUGUGAAACUUUUCGGUGGGAGUUCAGACUUAUUAGGAGAACCGAAAGGAUCUGAUACUGAAAUGGAUGUUUCUCUGGUUAGUGAGCUCCAGCCCGAAAAUUUAUCAGAAAGUGAUAUUCUGUCUUCAUCUUCUGUUGUAGUUAAGGAAGGAAAGGUUGAGUGCUUAUCUGAGAGCGGUCCAGCCAGAUCAAUAGUGCUGGGGGAUGCAUCUGAAGCUUUAGUUUCUGAUAAAAUGGUUGUCUCUGAGGUUGACACAUUUGUGCCCGAAAGGAUGCUAGAAGAUAUGCCUUCAUCUUCCUUGACAAAAGAGCAUGGAGGAACUGAGGGCUCUACCGAGAAGGGUCAAGAUGGCAGCAACUCAGUACAACUUGAGGAAUCAACUGGAAAGGAAGAUGAAAUGGAUCAUCCAAGGGAAACACCCAGAUAUUCUGGGGAUUUGCUUGUAAAAGAAAGUGUUGAUUCAGAAGAGGAGGUUCAACGGUUAUCCAAGAAGGAAGGUGUAAGGAGCUCAGCGCAGCUGUUGGAAUCAAUGGUUUCUGAACCUGAAACGGGUGAUCAUUCCGAUGCAUCCAAGGUUGGCAUGGUACCACUAGAAGAUACAAUGGCGGAGGAUGUUGACCUGCCUGCAUCCUCGAUAGAGACUGAAGGAAAGGGUAUAGAUCGUCCAUCUGAGGUUCUAGACGGCAGCUCAGUGAUGGAGGGUCCAAAAACACCUGUAGCUGACAAGGAUACUCAGGUGAAUGCUCCUGAUACUUGUGAGAGGGAGCCAGAAGUUGUGUCUGAAUCUGUGGACAUGCCUCCGGUUACCUCGACCGUGGUGGAUGAUGGUGUCAAAGGUUCAUCAGAAGCAGUUCCCAUAGGCAGCUCCAAAGCACCAGAGAUGUUGGAAUCUGAAGCUAAAAUAUUUGAUAGUGUUGAAUGCUUAUCUGAGGCAAGGCCCGUAGGCAGCUCUGAAUCACCAGAGUCAAAAUCUGAAGCUAAAGUUGCUGAUACUUCUCAGGUUUCUGAGACAAUGCCAGAACUUGCAUCUGAAAAUGCGGAUCAGCCUCCAGUUAACAUGGCCGUGGAGGGUGACAAUAUUGAAGGCUUAUCGGAGGCAGGGCCAGUGGGCAUCUCGGAACCACCAGAGGAAUCAAAAUCCGAAGCUAAAGUUGCUGAUGCUUCUCGGGUUUCGGAGACAAUGCCAGAAGUUGCAUCUGAAAACGUGGAUCAGCCUCCAGUUAACAUGGCCGUGGAGGGUGACAGUAUUGAAGGCUUAUCGGAGGCAGGGCCAGUGGGCAUCUCGGAACCACCAGAGGAGUCAAAAUCUGAAGCUAAAGUUGGCGAUGCUUCUCCCGUUUGUGGGACAAUGCCAGAAAAUGUCCGAAGACAUGGAUAUUCAGCCAUCGAUAGCGGCAGAGGAGGGUGAAAAUGUGGAGCUACCAGCUGAGGGACCUGUUGGCGGUAACUCAAUGGAACAGCCUUGAAGUUAACUAACUGCCUGACUAGAGAGUUUUAGUACAGCUUGUUGGAGCAUAAAAACACCUAAACUAACCAUUCAGUAAAUUAUAGUUUGCUGCCCCUUCUAAAAGGGAAUUAGGUUCCUAAUUAAUAUUUAUGUAGAUAAAGUAUUCAUAUGACUUAUUUUGUGGAAAACCCUCUUUCUGGGUUUGCUGCUUUA
Messenger RNA from Pyrus x bretschneideri (Chinese white pear), 10696 nucleotides. Its product is annotated as chromatin structure-remodeling complex protein SYD-like. Gene Ontology annotation, molecular function: ATP binding; ATP-dependent chromatin remodeler activity; histone binding. Gene Ontology annotation, biological process: positive regulation of transcription by RNA polymerase II. Gene Ontology annotation, cellular component: nucleus. Lineage: Eukaryota; Viridiplantae; Streptophyta; Magnoliopsida; Rosales; Rosaceae. The record is from RefSeq and is a predicted model, not a curated record.